AUGGUCUACCUCUCACCCCCUACAUCGUCACACGAUGCCACCCGCACCUACCUCACCGCCUACCGCGAGAUACUUGCCAACAGACGAACGCGAGCCAACACCCCGUCCGCUGUCGUCCUACUUGCUGCGCUGGAAGUGGACUCCCUCUGCGCGUGCCGGAUGCUAGCGUCGCUCCUGACGCGAGACGGCGUUCAACAUCGGAUAGAGCCUGUUGCUGGGUAUCCAGCACUCGUAGCGCUAAAAGAGCAGCUGAGCAAGUCCCAAGAACUACACACGCUCGUUUUGCUCAACAUUGGGAGUAUGCUUGACCUUGCGAGCGAGGACUGGUUUGGCGAGUUUGGGCAGGGGGUGAGAAUUCAUGUGAUCGAUUCCCGCAGGCCAAGAAGCUUGCCCAAUUUGUUCGGAGUGGGCGAGAGUCAGGAGUGUAUCGUUGUCUGGGAUGAUGGAGAGGUGGCGAAGUUGGCUGAGGAGAGGAAGGCAUUUGAGGAGACGAUGUUUGAUGAGAGUGACAGCGAUUCCGAGGAUGACGACGACGAGGAGGAAGAAGAAGACGACGACGACGACGAGGAAGAUGGAGAGGGCACACCAAGAAAGAAACGAAAGCUCAAUGGCGGGGCGGCAAAACGCGAACGCCGUGAGAAACGCGACGAGUACCUUGCACGACUCGACAAGUACUACACUGCAGGCACGUCACACGGCCAAUCCUGUGCAGGGACGAUAUACGUGCUCGCGACUGCCCUUGAGCGGGCUGACAACGCGCUCCUGUGGCUAGCGAUCUUAGGCCUGACACACCAGUACCUCUCCGCCCGAAUAAAACGCAGCACCUACGAGCAGAUGUACGAAGUCUUUUCGGACGAAGUCGCCCGGUUGAACGUUUCUGUGCCUGGUACGAUCAACGACGCGGGAACGAAACAGCAGCUUACGGCGGACGACACGGGCAUAAGACCGAGCGAGGAGAUGCGGUUCAUGCUCGUCAGACACUGGAAUCUGUAUGACGCUAUGUACCAUUCGGCGUAUGUGAUGAGUCGGCUGAGGGCGUGGAACGAGAAGGGGCGAAAACAGCUGGGGGGAAUGCUAGCCAAGAUGGGGUUUUCGUUACAACAGUGUCAGCAGGCGUUUAUCCAUAUGGACCAAGAUCUAAAGAGGUCUCUACGGGCAAAGAUGGACAACUACGCGCCAGAGUAUGGACUGAUCGAGCUCACCUAUGCAUCGUUCACGCGUUCGUUCGGCUUCCGCUUGCAGCCUCUUUCGGCAGCAGACGUAGUAGAAGGCGUUGGGGCGCUGUUAGAGGCGGCUGAGGGGGUGAAGCUGGAGGUCGAGCUAGAGGGAGGGAGGGGCGGUGGGGAGUGGUUUGGAGGAAGCAAGGCUUGGCAGUUGCCCACUCGUAGUGAGGGGAAGGAGAACCGCCCACUGGCUCCUCCCCCGGCAAAGGAAGGAGAGAAGAGCACCCAACAAGCGGAGGAGGAACAGAGAGAGCAGAAGGAGGAAGAGUGGUGGGUCGGCAACUUUUGGGCGGCGUAUGAUGCCCUGGGAAUGAAUAUCAACCUUUUGCGCAAUUCAUUACCCUUGGCCAUGGCACUCCAACGAGCAAUAGUCCGGCAAGGGACGGCGCUUAUCUCCAAGCGGGCUAUAACGCAGACGAAGUCUUUCCGCCUAGCGACGAUCCGCGAAGGGCCGGACUUGGCGUUAUUUGCCCACCCGAGCACGCUUUCGCGCCUUGCGCUGUGGCUGGUGGAUGCUACAAGGAACUGGGUGCAGAGUAUGCAGGUUGGAAGGAAGAAACGGCUCUUGCCUUUCGUGAUCGCUUGUGCCAAGGAAGAAGCGGGCACGUUUGUCGUUGUUGGCGUUACAGGUGCGGGGGAGAUGGGUGAUGUCAGACCCAAUACGUUCAACCUCGCGUUCCUGGAAGCGCGCGACAGGUCAGGUGCACGAACGAGGCAGGUGACGUUCGACACGAGCGUAGUGGAGGUAAACAAGGAGGAUUUGCACAAAUUUCUGGAAACGCUAGCCAUGCGAGCCGCGUGA
This is a messenger RNA of Dacryopinax primogenitus, 2025 nucleotides long. Its product is annotated as CDC45-like protein. Gene Ontology annotation, cellular component: DNA replication preinitiation complex. NCBI's taxonomy places the organism in Eukaryota, Fungi, Basidiomycota, Dacrymycetes, Dacrymycetales, Dacrymycetaceae. Gene Ontology annotation, molecular function: single-stranded DNA binding; chromatin binding; DNA replication origin binding. Bases 1 to 2025 code for a protein of 674 amino acids. The record is from RefSeq and is a predicted model, not a curated record. The transcript has 5 exons. Gene Ontology annotation, biological process: double-strand break repair via break-induced replication; DNA replication initiation; mitotic DNA replication preinitiation complex assembly.